CCUGAAAAGCCUCAAAUUAGCGGAUUUUCAUCACCAGUUAUGGAGGGAGACUUGAUGCAGCUGACUUGUAAAACAUCUGGUAGUAAACCCGCAGCUGAUAUAAGAUGGUUCAAAAAUGACAAGGAGAUUAAAGAUGUAAAAUAUUUAAAAGAAGAGGAUGCAAAUCGCAAGACUUUCACUGUCAGCAGCACACUGGAUUUCCGAGUGGACAGGAGCGACGACGGUGUGGCGGUUAUCUGCAGAGUCGACCAUGAAUCCCUCAAUGCCACUCCUCAGGUAGCGAUGCAGGUGCUAGAAAUACACUAUACACCAUCAGUUAAGAUUAUACCAUCCACUCCUUUUCCACAAGAAGGACAGCCUUUAAUUUUGACUUGUGAAUCCAAAGGAAAACCACUGCCAGAACCUGUUUUGUGGACAAAGGACGGUGGAGAAUUACCAGAUCCUGAUCGGAUGGUUGUGAGUGGUAGAGAGCUAAAUAUUCUUUUCCUGAACAAAACGGAUAACGGUACAUAUCGAUGUGAAGCCACCAACACCAUUGGCCAAAGCAGUGCAGAGUAUGUUCUCAUUGUACAUGAUCCCAAUGCUCUGGCUGGCCAGACUGGUCCUGAUCAUGCUCUUAUAGGAGGAAUAGUGGCUGUAGUUGUAUUUGUCACGCUGUGUUCUAUAUUUCUGCUUGGUCGAUAUCUGGCAAGACAUAAAGGAACAUAUUUAACAAAUGAAGCUAAAGGAGCUGAAGAUGCACCAGAUGCUGACACAGCCAUUAUCAACGCUGAAGGCAGCCAAGUCAAUGCUGAAGAGAAAAAAGAGUAUUUCAUUUAAAAUGCAGGCCAAGAUUCUGAGUUUUACUUACCAGGCUGGCUGCUGGAGAAAACUGGCUAUCAUCUUUCAGAAUUCAUUUCUACCAUCUUCGUUACCUUUAUUAACUUCCAUACCGUACUGCUAUCCGUAGCCAGUGCAUACCAGCAAUCAGCUGUCGAAAGCAUCCUUCUUUAAUUACUGUACCAUCCAUAAUGCAGGACAUUUCUUACUGCCUAAAUUCCACACCAUUGCUCUUUUAACAUACAGUGCUUGAAUAUACAGCCUUAACAAUGUUAAUCAUCUCCUUGGGUCAUGAUAUUGAGUUGUUUUUAUACAUUGAAAAAUGUAUGCAGAGAUUUUUGUUUUUUGUUUUAACCCCCCAUUUUUCACCCUCUUUACAUCAUGGACUUAGUCAGUUUGCCAUUGGACACCUUUCACAAGAAACAGGAUUAGAUGAAGAGCUAAUGUGCUUAAGUUUAAUGAGACAUUAGAGGUUUACAGAUAAUAUUUUCUACAUGUCUCUCUUCAAGGACAUGCUUAGAAACAUAUGCCCUAGGAAACCACAAACGGAAAACACUGUAGUGUAGCUCGGGACUGUUUGUGACAUACUGGUAAAGCUGUAUCAAUUUGCUAUUUAAAGACAUAGCAUUUGAUACAGGAGCCAUGUGUAUGAAUUGUAAUCAUGUCAUGGUAUCUUAUAUAAUUACAUAGCUCCCACCAUUAGGUUAUUUUAGCUGUUUACCAAUAAAUUGCUACAAACAUUUUACUGCUUUGGGAAUCACAAAGAUUUCAUUCAUUGCUCUGAUUUGAUUCUGUAAUUUAUUUGCUUCACAAGGACUCACCUUCCUAAACAAAAUUGAAAUAUCCAUAGGGCACAAUUUUGAAACAUUUUAGUAUCUGUAUAUAGUGCAUAUAAUAAAUCCAAUUAAACAUUAUUUGAUACAUAUUUAACUUUUUGGCUGUAGGUAAUUCAAUCAUAAGUAAGCAUUUUCUAAUGUCCAUUAUAUCCCUUUAGAUAUUACUUAAACCAAUAUUACAAGUAGAUAACACGUAUUAGUAUUUUGUCUGUAUGUCCUAGCACUGUUCAACAACCAAUUUUUCUAGUUCUUGUUAAUUUUUAUUUGUUAUACAAUGGAAGCACAAUGUUAUAAGGAAAGGUAAUUUUAAGCUAACAACCAGUGCACAGCCUCAGGUUUUAAAUUACAACCACAAUAGAAUAACCUAAAAAUAAACUCUUAGUUUGCUAAAAUUUUACAAAUUUUAAUUUGGCAGUUCCAGAGCUGCUUGCCUAUGUUGGUUUGCCAAAAAGAAGUGUUUAAGAUAUGUUUUCUGUAUAAAUGAACUAAUUCUUUAUAUUAAAUUCCUGUCUAUGCAUUUUGUGAGGUACAAACUUAUGAAACAAUGAGUGAUAGAGAAUUUCUGCCAUUCUUUUACCUCGAAGGUGAAAGUCUCUUUCUCUGGAUUAUUUCUGAAAUUUUGGUGUAUUUAACCAUUAAGAAAUGCUGUAUUCUUAAAUAUGACACAGAGUUCAUCUAAAGUCAUAUUAUUUCUUCAAGUAAAUAACAAUAUUGUUAGAUUAGUUCUCAUGACACUUGUUAUAUGCUAAAGAUUAAAAAUCCAGUUAGGUAAAAAUUAUUUUCCCAUUCACAAGCAUUGCACCUUUAAGAAGAAAACAAAUAUGACAAUAUGGAAGCUAUACUUGUGAUGUCAAAGCAUGAUGGCCUAUGGUUUUAAAAAUAUCUUGGAAUUCAUUUGGGGGAAAUGAGAAUGUUCAAGUACGACAUCAAGUGUUAAUAUCAAAUGAAAGACAAGGUGCUGUAUCUUAGAUUAUUUAUCAGAAAAGUUUAAAUCCUUUAAAGAUGUUAGAAUUUUAAAUUGUUUUUUUAUUGUUGAAGCAUUUAUCUUGUUGAUUUCUUACAAAAGAAAAAGGAUGAUGUCAAGCAGCACUUUUUCAGAAUAUACAGAACAUAAAUAAUAUGAUGUGGUUGAGUGUUAACAUAAUAAAUCAUAUACAGUAUGACAUUUUAAG
Myotis lucifugus (little brown bat) is the source of this 2827-nucleotide messenger RNA. It is a transcript of the gene CADM2, whose product is annotated as cell adhesion molecule 2. Lineage: Eukaryota; Metazoa; Chordata; Mammalia; Chiroptera; Vespertilionidae. The transcript is spliced from 6 exons. Bases 40 to 819 code for a protein of 259 amino acids. The record is from RefSeq and is a predicted model, not a curated record.